GCAUUGCGUGUACUUUUUUUUGUUUCUGUCGAGCAACGCGGUCGUUCCUGUCGAAGAUGGAUAACUCCUCUCAACUUUGCAAACUUUUCGUCGGUGGGUUGAACGUAGAUACCGACGAUGACGGGCUCCGCAAGCAUUUUGAGCAGUACGGUCAACUGACCGACUGCGUUGUGGUUGUGAAUAAGCAACUACAGAGAUCCCGCUGUUUUGGCUUUGUAACCUACUCGAGCGCUGAGGAGGCAGAUGCAGCAAUGGCGGCAAGGCCACAUGUCGUUGAUGGCACCAACGUGGAGUUGAAAAGAGCGGUCGCUCGUGAAGAUGCCGGUAAACCCGAGGCACUCGCCAAGGUCAAGAAAAUAUUCAUCGGGGGACUGAAAGACGACAUCGAAGAUGAACAUCUGAAUGAGUAUUUUUCCCAGUUCGGCGAGAUCGAGAAGGCCGAAGUUAUCGCAGAGAAGGAAACCGGAAAGAAAAGAGGGUUCGGCUUUGUUCACUUCACAGAUAACGAUUCGGCCGAUAAGGCAGUGGUCCUUAAGUUCCACAACAUCAAUGGGCACAAGGUGGAGGUGAAGAAAGCCCUCACAAAGCAGGAGAUGCAAGCUACAGGCCGUGGCGGUAGGGGAGGAAGAGGCAUGAGAGGAGGACAAAAUGGCUUCGGCGGCGGCAGAGGUGGUUACGACAGCUACGGGGGUGGUUUCGGUGGGGGCUACGGGAGCAGUGCUGGCGGCUAUGGCGGUGGCUACGGAAGUGGAGGCUACAGCGGAGCCUAUGGAGGAGGCGCAAGCUACGGAGGUGGCUACGGCGACCAGAUGGGAGGUUAUGGUGGCGGCAAUGGCUACAGUGACUUUGGCAGUGGGUACACCCAGCAGUCCUCCGGUUAUGGGCCCAUGAAAGGCGCCACCACCUACGCUGGUAGGAGCCCUGCUCCGUACGCCCCCCGAGGCGGUGCAGGUGGCUACAGCAGAGGGGCGUAUGGCGGCUACUAAACCGGUGGCUACGACAGACUAUUUGAAAAUAAAUCUCCACACAUACCCGUCUGAUCAUCAAACCGUACUCAAAAUUCAGUCCUCGGGCAUUUGGCAAAAUGCGGACACUGAAACCAAAUCAUUUAAGAAGACCUCAAAACCAAACAGGUGUUCAUACUGUUAUCCAAGUACGCCAAAAUAGCAGUAUCAGUUUGACUUUAUACAGGGACCCUGUGCAAUACCUGGGGUCGAUUGUCAUAGGAUUCUGAAAUAUCUCUUUAGGAUCACAUCCAGCAAACUAGGUAGCCAUGGUGACCUGGCUGCCAGGAAACCAAUCUGGCAACAACUUGGCUACAUCAAGACUGGUGGUAGGGGGGGCACAGCUAAAGCUGUCCCACUGCUGCAGGUGAUUGGAAUACCAGGACCUUCUGCUCAUAUAAAAUCGGGUUGCAAUGACGGCCAGCAGCUUGUGUCAAGUCGAUCUAGGUGGUUGGUGUAUUUGACUACUUCUGUUCUCUUACCCUUUGUAGGAAGACUGGGUGUGAAUGUUAGAUCGUGUACUAUGGAACAAUGGACACUGCAUUGUUGGCCUUGCCAUGCUAUGUUUUCAUCAUUUGCUACAAUUGAAUAUGUAAAAAAAAUCAUUCUAAAUUGGACAAUGUGUAACAUUGUGUUGAAUAGGAGUUAUAGCCUAUGGCUUGCACUCUUUACUCAAAUGUUUGUAAAUAACAAUUAGUUACUCAUAUUAACCUGUUAAUUCAAAUUAGCUUCUCCAUAUUUUAGAGAAGCUAGCCAAUUUUGUUUUGAGCAUUUCUUUACAUGUAUUUUCCCUUUGCAGCUGACCAUGUUUAGUAAUGUUUGCAAUAAAAUGACUAUCAAAUCACA
Salvelinus namaycush (lake trout) is the source of this 1850-nucleotide messenger RNA. Its product is annotated as heterogeneous nuclear ribonucleoprotein A0-like. The record is from RefSeq and is a predicted model, not a curated record. The coding region runs from base 57 to 986 and encodes 309 amino acids. Lineage: Eukaryota; Metazoa; Chordata; Actinopteri; Salmoniformes; Salmonidae. The transcript is spliced from 3 exons. Gene Ontology annotation, molecular function: RNA binding.